AUGGGCUCGCUGCCCAACCUGCACGAGCUGUGCAAACAGCAACAGCAACCGCAGCAACCGGUGUGCGCGCCCGCGGCCCCGAGAUUGUCGCCUUGUCCAGACCGCGGCGGUGGCGGCACCAGCCGCGCUCAGCACAGGCGGCUCCAGCAGACCAACAGCCUGUGCACCAACAACUUUUACGGCGUCAUCGGCGGCGACACGCAGAUCGACGAGAAACCGUUUUCACCGACGUCGCUCAGGUCGACGCUGUCCACUACACAACGUCAGGUGAACGCCGUCAACACAUCUUCGACGAGCGGCAAGAGACGCGACUCGCUGUCCAGUUCGGCUGGUGCCUCGUCGGUGCGCCGGCUAAUCGAAGUGGUCCGAACUACCCCAUCCAACAUGGGACCAGUGUACAGUCGGAGGCUGUUGUGCCGUAACUACGUCACGCUGUGCCUUGGACACGGCGCGGCCGCCGCCGCUUUGGUUCCAUUUAUGGCACUGCAGGGUUCCAUAUCCGCUUGGUGGUGGCCGGACAAUUUGAAGCAGAAUGGUGGAUUUACCACUGUUACCACGGACAUUGGCUCUGUCCUGCUGUCCGCAAUGUUUGGCAUGGCAGCGAUGAGCGCGCUACUUGGGCCGACGGCUGUCCACCGACUGGGCACCAGGACAUGUCUGGUGGCCGGUUACCUGGUGUCCGUCGCGUUCGUCACCGUACACUUGUAUCCAAAGGUGACGGUACUGGCGCCCGGUUACUUCCUGAUGGGUGCAUGGUUAGGAUGCUGGACGGCGUCCCGGACCGCAGUCCUCAUGGCGCUCGCAUCUAAAAUGGCGUACGUACUGUCCGAUCGAGAAGAGUUCGAACUCGAGGGCAACGGUCGGCGGGAGGCGGUGGCAAGGAAUUUGGCCAGAGGACUCCAGGUGGCGCACGAUGUGGGAUUGAUUGCUGGAAAUGCGUUCGUCGCAUAUAUGAUAAGUGGCACGCGGGCAGACGACAUCCUCGGGACGAUGUUCGCCAGGGACGAUGGACCUGGAACAGAUCGCACUUGUGGUAGCGUCGCCUGUCCGCUGGUAAACACAGUGGAAAUCAAACUCGGGACCGCCGCAAAUUUUUCGUCCAACCAGACGAUCGCAUUGGUUGACGUCCGCAAUCACAUGGUUUUGCCGUGCAAAACCACGCAGCUGUUGGCCAGUGUGUUCGCUGGAUGUUGUUUUGUCGGCGUGGCUGUCACCGCGACUUUCAUGACCCGCAUUAGACUAUUCGUGUACGCGUCCGCGUCUGAGAAACGAAAAUCGGAUAGCGCUCGGUCGUUUACGGCCGUCCGCGAUGCAUUCCGCAACACCAAACUUCAGCUCAUAGCCCCGCUGUCGCUGUUCAUUGGACUCGAACAAGGAUUUAUCUAUUCCGAUUUCUCCAAGUUUUACGUCGUGUGUUCCGUGGGUGUGUCCAAUGUGCCCACAGUUCUGCUGAGCUUGGGACUGCUUCAACUGGUAGCUGGUUUUACCGUGAGCCUGAUCCUGCAGCACAUCCGCCGGUACCAUAUAAUAGUGAUUGGGUUCGCGUUUCAUUCGUGUUUGCUAAUGGUGUUGAUGAAGUGGAAACCGUCCGGCGACGAUGCUGCGCUACUGUACGUCAUAGCAGCCGCCUGGGGCGUGUGCAAUGCCAUUUGGAACACACUGUGUUUUAACUUCGUGAUAUCCUUGUAUCCGGACUACUGGCACGGGCCUAUGGCGCACGGCUACUUCUUCCGGUACGCGGGCAUGGCGCUUGCGUUCGGCAUGCACGGCGCCGUGUGCAAUACCACCAAACUGUACUGCCUGUCGGUCGCACUGGUGGUGGCUGUGGUGCUGUAUGGCUGGCUAGAGUGGCGGCUGCAGCUGACCGGCAAGCGGCGGCGGACCGCCAACCGUUCGUCAUGACGGCAGAUCGGAGUCGCGUCCGGCAAGUAGCCCGCUGCCGCCAGCGACUCGUGUCCGCGAUCCAAAUGACCAAUGAUCGUGCGCCUCCCCGCCGCUAAUCCGAAGACUCGCAUCGUGUCCCUGCACCUGCAGCCACCAUCACCGCCGCCUCCGCCGCCGCCGCCGUCGUUGUCGUCAACCGUCAUCGUCUGCGGCAAUCCAGUGCCGGAUUUAGCGUAUGGAGGGAGUUGGUGCAGGGAGUGCACUGUAGGCCUCGAGGCUGAGGUCGAUGUCUUAGAUUUUCUGAAUUUCGAAAGUUCACAAUUAAAUUAAAAAUAUCGAAUAAUGGUCGAGAAAAAAGUAUUUCGACAAAUCGUCCAAACCCGCAUUUAUGUUAAGCUGUUAUAUGUGGACCCUAAUUGUGACUCGAUUUAAAGAAACACUCGAGCUACAAGAUUCUUACCUACCUAUGUGACCUGCUAUGAUUUGAAAUGUUAUCCUUUUUAAAUCCAUCUUCGUUUUUUCCAAAUGCCAAAAAAAUAAAAUAUGAUUGACGCAUAUAAUGACUGAUUUUUUCCCCAAUAAUUUUAGUUGUUACACCCUGGCCUUCCGAGAUACUAUCCGGCACUGACCGCACCGCAAAUAUUAUAUUUUAUUAUUUGCGCACCACGUGUUGCAGAGCACAGUGACGUCUCACCGAAUUAAAAUAUUCACAAUAUUAUAUAAUAUCUGCCCAUAAUAUUAUUAUUAGCUGCAAUAGAUCUGUACAAAGCAAAUGAACAACUUAUUGUCCACGCUGACCAUUGAUAUAAUAUGUAUUAUUAUUACCUACGUUAUAUAUUUUUAUAUAAGCGUAUUUGUUGUUGAUUUUUUUUUAACGGGACCUAUAUAUAUAUAUAUGUGUGUGUGUAUAAAAUAUUCGUCUUGAUAUUGAAAUAAUGUUGCGUAUAAAUUAUAUACAGAGUGGUUUUUUUUUUUAUUUCUUUAAACGUGCCACUCGUAAAAUAUAAAAAAAUCAAAAAUCUACUUGAUUUGCAUUUAUUUACGGUAUGCACUCACUACCGGUUAACAUCAACAAUAACGGCAAACGUAAAAUUUGUUAAGAAAAUAAAAGGAUCGUCAAACUAAAAUACAGUUUUAUAAACGAUUAAAAAUGUUAUACAAUCCAAACAAACAUUUAUGAAAUAUUAAGUAUUCUGAAAUGACGAGUGGUUGUUUAAAAUAAAUCACACUGUAUAAUACAUACCUAUCAUAAAAUGUAUACACAACGCAAUGUUUCACAUGAAUGUGAUUACGUUCAUUCUUAAAUACUCGAUCAGCUGAUGAUAAACGAUUUUGCGUUAAAACUGCGAGUUAUUAUAAAUAUUAUUCGUAGAAUUGGACAUUCCAUUGCUACUUCUUAUAUUUCAUAAACAAAUGGGACUUUGAAAUUCCACGCAUUGAAUAGACACUAAUCCGCCCAUUACACUUACGGAAACUCGUGCUAUACUUGAAUAUAGAAUAUAAUCAUAAUUCAAGUUAUGGCCGUUAUGUGCGUAUGUUUCUUAGAUCUGAGUAAAAAUUUACCCCCCUCCCACCCAACAAUUAUUAAAAUAUAACAGUUAUUUACUGAUUUUAUAGUAUCAUGUCUUUCUUUAACUCAACACUGUACUUGAUGUAAUUUAUUAAUUAAAUUAAUACGAAAUACUUGAUUAACGUGUAUUGAGUUAUUAAAUGUAUUUAAAUUUUAAAUCAAUAAUUGGUUUUGAUUCGUUACAAAAAUUGAAUAAGUUUAUUUUGUGUUAGAUGUGGAAUUUUGUAAAUUCCGAAUUGUUCUAUUUUAAUGUCCUGCAUAUCUUUAAAAACUUAACAGAACGUAUUAUAUA
This is a messenger RNA of Rhopalosiphum maidis (corn leaf aphid), 3746 nucleotides long. Its product is annotated as protein unc-93 homolog A. Gene Ontology annotation, molecular function: potassium channel regulator activity. The transcript has 8 exons. Gene Ontology annotation, biological process: regulation of potassium ion transport; regulation of muscle contraction. The coding region runs from base 1 to 1902 and encodes 633 amino acids. Lineage: Eukaryota; Metazoa; Arthropoda; Insecta; Hemiptera; Aphididae. The record is from RefSeq and is a predicted model, not a curated record. Gene Ontology annotation, cellular component: striated muscle dense body; plasma membrane.